AUGCAGCUGGCUGACGGGGGGCAGACUCAGCUUCUGACUCCAGACUGGGACACCCUACAAAAUUUGAAACAGCUGGAAGAGACGGCUGCCCAGAACAUCUCUCAAAUUUCCAAGGACUUGCAAAGACACCAGCAUAAUGAGAUGGACCAGAAAUCCCAGGCUGCCCAGAUUUUGCAGAACAUGGAGGAACUCCAAGCUGAACAGAAGAGAAUGAAAUCUCAGGACUCUGAGCUAUCCUGGAACCUGGAUGGACUCCAAGCAGAUCUGAACAACCUCAAAUCCCAAGGUUUAAACCAGAGGCCAGAAGCCUCAGACAUGCUGGAGAGACUCCAGGAGGAGGUGGCGAGACUUUGGAUGGAGCUGAAGCUGUCACAGGGCACCACAUGCAAGACGUGCCCCAAGAAGUGGGUCCACUUCCAGCAGAAGUGCUACUACUUUGGGGAGGGUGCCAAGAAGUGGCUCCACGCACAGUAUGCCUGCGACGCCGUGCGAGGAUGCCUUGUCAGCAUCCACAGCCCGGAGGAGCAGGUGGUUCUGUCCUGCCCCCGGGACUUCCUGACCAAACGUGCCAAUUGGAAGGGCUCCUGGAUUGGCCUCCAGGACCUGGACAGGGAGGGGCAGUUUACCUGGAUGGACGGGAGCCCUGUGGGCUACAGCAACUGGUACCCUGGGGAACCCAACAACCAGGGCCAGGGUGAGGACUGCGUUAUGAUGAGGGGCUCGGCCCUGAACAAUGCUGCCUGCCAGAGCAGGCUGGUUGCCUGGGUGUGUGACCAGCUGGCCACAUGUGGGCCGCCUGCCACCUUGGUCCCUGCAGGGGGGAACUUCUCCAAGCCCUGAAACUUGAUAGCCACCUGCCUGCCCCUCUGUAGUCCUCUCUCCCACCCUUCGUGAACAUGGAAACAGCCAGGCCCAGAGUGGAACUCUGAGGACCCUCAGCCAAGGCCUGAACACCUCCAUGGCUGAAGGGACACUGUGAUAAUUUCACCCACCCCCAGCUCCUCUGCAGCCCCUGCCUUGUUGGACUGCUUCCCCAGAUGCAGCCCUACAGGACAGAGACCCCAGCCCAGGCGGCAAGAACUCCUGCCCAGCCUGCAUUAAUUAAAUGGGGUUGCAAGGCCCCCACACCCUGGUCCCCUCCUGAGGCCUGGCUGGGUCGGGUCUGGUCUCUAGGUGCAACAUGUGGCAGCUGGGAAUUCCAGAGCCUGGUGUCUAGACCACCUUUAACUACUGUGAGCCAGCAAAGUGCAAUCCAUACCUUCUCCACCAUUUGCAUUCUUUUCCUACUUCAUUACAAGAAGAAUGUACUAGGUGCAGCUUGGAAAUGAAGAUCUGGGGCCAAACAGGCCCCCUGAAAAUACUGCAGGAAAAGGCAGUGGACUGCCCUGCACUGAGUUCCUCAGCCUAGGGCAGCAGGGGUGGGGGUGGGGUUGACACAUGGCAGGUAUCCAGAACAGGGCCUGUACACAGAAAAGAGCCCAGUAAAUGCUGGGCAGCUAGA
Molecule: messenger RNA, 1501 nt
Organism: Nycticebus coucang (slow loris)
Lineage: Eukaryota; Metazoa; Chordata; Mammalia; Primates; Lorisidae
Gene: FCER2
Product: Fc epsilon receptor II
Molecular function (GO): signaling receptor activity
Source: RefSeq, a predicted model, not a curated record